Messenger RNA from Lichtheimia ornata, 618 nucleotides. RefSeq lists its product as uncharacterized. Lineage: Eukaryota; Fungi; Mucoromycota; Mucoromycetes; Mucorales; Lichtheimiaceae. The record is from RefSeq and is a predicted model, not a curated record. Gene Ontology annotation, cellular component: endomembrane system; membrane. The coding region runs from base 1 to 618 and encodes 205 amino acids. The transcript has 5 exons.
AUGAUACAUAAACGCAAAGGCAACACGUCAGAUACCAAAAGCGAACCAGCCAACACAGCAGAACCCACAAAACCAUCGCCUAAAAGCUCACAGCAAUCAGUUAUCAGUAGUCUAUUCGCAGCAGUAUUUUGGGCUAUCGUUCUCUUCUUUGGUGCCUCCUACCUCAUUACUGAAUCUUGGACUUGGGGAUAUCGUGGCAAAUGGACCAACAUCCAUACCUAUUGGCCUAGAGAACAACUUGUAUUCACCGAGCAAGAAUUGCGUAAAUACGAUGGAAGCAAUCCGAACCUUCCAAUCUACCUUGCCAUUGAUGGCGAUGUUUAUGAUGUGACGGAAGGCCGAGGAUGGUAUAGUCAUGGAGCCAGUUAUGGCCACUUUGCAGGACGCGAUGCAGCACGAGCCUAUGUGACAGGAUGCUUUAAAGAUCACUUGACGCAUGAUUUACGUGGAUUGAGCGAGGCACAAAUCAAGGGUGUCGAGCAUUGGAAGAAGUUUUAUGCAAAUCAUCAUACGUAUUAUAAGGUUGGACGCGUAUUACACGACCCUAUUGAUCCCAAUACGCCAAUACCCCCACCUUGCAAGAAGAGUGUGCCUCAAAAGCCAUCAUCGGGUCAAUAA